Molecule: messenger RNA, 327 nt
Organism: Phytophthora infestans T30-4
Lineage: Eukaryota; Oomycota; Peronosporomycetes; Peronosporales; Peronosporaceae
Exons: 2
Coding region: 1-327 (108 amino acids)
Source: RefSeq, a predicted model, not a curated record
AUGUUCACUGCAUUGACACGUGCCGCCGAGGUUGCUGGGCGACCGGACAUCGUGACGCAAGAUACUAUUGACACAUUCGCUGCUGAUGAACUCAGAGAGCAUGGAGUGGACCUCACACGGUAUACUUCGUGGAAGAUAGGCCUUCGCUUCCUUCGUAGUCUUAGGGAUGCUGGCCGUGAUUUUAUCUUCAAGGCCAUCAACAAAGACAACUUCACCAUAGCUGGACGCCAUGGAUCACGUAUACCGGAGGAAGUGCCUCUCCACAACAGAAUCUACUUCGUUUUUGCGUACAACCACAGCAUCGCUGGACACGCGAUCCCAAGUUAG